This is a messenger RNA of Acanthocheilonema viteae, 489 nucleotides long. The record is from the annotation of a GenBank genome assembly. NCBI's taxonomy places the organism in Eukaryota, Metazoa, Nematoda, Chromadorea, Rhabditida, Onchocercidae.
AUGGCUGCAUCACGAAAUUCGAGAAGUGUUGAUUUGAAAAAGGAGAGGCGCAAAGAAAAUACAGCACAGAGAAAAAGCAAAUCCAGUGCGCCAUCACAAAAUACGCAAUCAAUUGGAAAUAUAACAUCAAAAGAUAAGAAAAAGAAAACAACAAAAGUACAAAAAGAGCAUACUGUAGCCGCAAUUGCAGUCAGCGACUUAUCGCAAUCUACAAAAAAAGCGGUAGCGAAAUUCGCUUCCACUUCCUCAACAUCAACAACUAUUCCCACAAUCAAACGAUCAAAUGUAGCAAAAAUGACCGUAAAAAUGAAUCCAACUCCUUUGGUAAUAUCUGAAGGAAUGUCUAAACAGUCAUCAUUAUCGGCGGGUCAAAGGCCAUCAACAACAUCAAUUAAGAAUCGCGUUCCAACUCCAAAACCAGCAGCUAAAAUUCUUAAAAGCAAUGAGAAUAGCAAUGAUGAUGAAGAUAGUACAAACGAACAAAGUUGA